AUGACAGGGUCUGGUUCCCCAUGUGGUGCCUGCAAAUUCUUGAGAAGAAAAUGCGUGAGGGGUUGUGUGUUUGCCCCUUAUUUCUGCCAUGAACAAGGUGCUACUCAUUUUGCGGCAAUUCACAAGGUUUUCGGAGCGAGCAACGUGUCAAAGCUCCUCGCUCACUUGCCAGUGAGUGAUCGUUGUGAAGCCGCCACCACGAUCGCAUAUGAAGCUCAGGCUAGGCUCCAAGAUCCCACUUAUGGUUGUGUCUCACAUAUUUUUGCCCUCCAACAGCAGGUUGUCAAUCUUCAAGCCCAACUGGCUUCUCUCAAGGAACAAGCAGCUCAGUGCAUCCCAAAUAGCUCCAACAGUGCAAACCCUACUGACAAAUUUUUUGGGGAUGGCCAUUUUUUUCUGCAAGAUGUUCAAAAUUGGUACUCACAGUCCUUUCAAAAUCAAGACAUGAUGUCCCAAUUUGAUCCUAACUUGAACAAUACAACUGGAGAUAUGCCUUAUUUAGAAAACGACGAAAACACGAAUCUAAACCCUGUUGUGAAGAGUGAAAAUUCGGGUUUUCAUGAGGGAAACAUCUCAUUUGGGAGCAUGGAUUCAUUUGAAAUGCUAUCAAAUAACAGGCAAUAG
Messenger RNA from Fraxinus pennsylvanica, 624 nucleotides. Lineage: Eukaryota; Viridiplantae; Streptophyta; Magnoliopsida; Lamiales; Oleaceae. The record is from the annotation of a GenBank genome assembly.